AUGUCCUCUCCCAGCGACGCCACGGUGCCUGCCACCAGACGCGCGAGAAAAUCUAUCGGUGCACAACACGGCAGGCGAAAAACUAUUGAUAAAGAAAAUGCGACAGUCGAUGUCGCCAGCGAGCUGGCUGCCAGUCGCAAAGCGAGAAGCAAAAGCAUAGGGCCCGGUGGCCUGGACAGUCUUAGACCCGGAACAGGAAAUAGGAGAGCAUCUAUUGCCGCGCCGCGAUCAAUCUUGAAGCCGCGCAUGUCAACGCUUGCCGAGAUUCCUUCACUUCAAUUCACGAAACGAGCAUCCAGCGGAAGCGACGAUACAAUACGCCGGAAAUCGCCCCGUAACUCGAAGAGUAGCGACCUUACAGCAUCUAAAAUUGCCUUGCGCACCGAAGAAGAGCAGCAGGCAGCAGCCCGUGACCGCGAGGAGCAAGAGCGCCGAGAUGCGCGUCGCAAAUCACUCGCGAAUCGGAGGGUUUCUUUUGCUGCGGAAGCCACUCUGCAUACUUUCCAUGAUAUCGAUAUGCAAGACUCGACCGCCUCAACCGAUUAUUCGACCCGCAGAACAUCGAAUGUGACCGGCGCUCACUAUCAGGCGAUACCCCAACAACGACGCAACUCGGCAGUCAACUCAACUGGAUAUGACAAUGAUGAUAGUGUCACGUCUAUUCUUUAUAGCGACGAUUCGGAGCCCGCUGAUGGCGUUGAAGAAGUCGAGGAUGCCGAGGAGGAAGACGAAAUGUCAAAUAGCGACUCUGACGAUGGUACGAUGAUGACAAUUGAUACGGAGGAAGUCACUGGAACUACGGUUGCCUCAGAUCGCUCAGCUCCGUCUGAUGAUGAAUCUUCGACCCUCGAAGAGGCGCUGAGACUUGCGGCUGAACGAGCCGGUACGCAACGGCUCGACGACGAGGAAGAGUACUAUGACGAGGCAGGCGAGGAGGCCGAAGACGAAGAGGAGGAAGAAAUUAUCCCAUCGUUUGGAUGGAUCAGAAAAGAUGCGCAAAAGCAGAACAGCUCGACAGCUGGCUCGACAUCUGCAGCCUCAAGACCCAGCUACUCAAAUGACGAAGCAACUGAAGCCGGAAUGGAAAUGGACAUGACCUACAAUAUGGGACGCAUCAUCAAGCCCAGCGAAGCAAACGAAUCCGACGAAGAGGCAGAACUGUCCAUGGAUGUCACAAAAGCCUUCGGAGGCAUCCUACCAACGCAAUCUCCGGAAAGCAGCCCUAUCCGAGACGUCCCAGUAGAUUCCUCGCAAGGAGAUGAAAUGACGAUGGAGUUUACCACAGCGCUCGGUGGUAUCCGCUCUGUGGGCUACGACGACACGACGGACGAUUGUGCUCGCGACGAAGAAAUGUCAAUGGAGUUCACAAUGGCCAUGGGUGGUGUCCUCGGCAAAGAAAAGCGCAAAAGUAUUGACGCCGCUCGCCGACGGACUCUCAAUCAAAUGGAUGAAGCCGAUGCGACUAUGGACAUGACAACUAGCGUUGGACGCAUUCUGUCCAUCCAACCACACCGUGAGAAGGCAACCAAUUCCGCAAGUGGUGAGGAUUACGAAACUGCGGAAAUGGAUAUCACAGCAGGCAUGGACAUGACUGCGGCAAUUGGAGGCAUCUUGAACAGCCAAGGACGCCGCAGCCUCGGCCGAGAGAUCAUGGUGGAAGAGGCGAAUAAGCCGAAUAGCCCUGGAACUGCCAUCUUCAACGCCAUUUCGAAGCAGCCGUCAAGGCGAAGAUCGUCUCGGAAUGCUGCCCCCGAAAGCUCCAACACCAAUACCGGCCUUCUCCCCUUUCGCGAGAGACUUGCAAGUCCACAAGAGGAAACCACAACUCAAACCGCUAGAAAUUCCUCUUCUCCGAGAAAGCAGCAUCCAUCGCAGCCUGUACGAACUGCUGAAAAGUCACAAAGCCACAGUCCACAAGUUCCAACUUCUGCGCGGAGGCGAUCAAGCAGACUCUCCCCCUCAAAAUCCCCAACCAAAUCUCCAGCUACGUCAGCAGGCAAAUCUCCUAACAGUGCUACGCCUGUGCCUCGCCGGAAGCCUGAAUCGGCCCAGCAAAGCCCAGCAAAGUAUGUCACUCCGGAUAGUCGCCGUAUGUCGGGUAUUGGAGCCGAUCGAAGUGGGUUGGGCUCGCCUCGAAUUGCUGAAGUAUUUGACCGUCGAAGCUCGAUCGGUGACUCUGCAAGCAAGUUCGUUCCUCGCAACCGUUUGGUAGCCUUGGAAGACCCGAAAGCUCUUUCGAAGGAGGUUGACGAUGAUCGAAGCCGUGAUGGAGAGCGUGAGCGCGCGAUCGUGAGAUUUGGUCACACGGAAGAGGACAAGGAUGCUACUGUCAAUUUGAGGGAGAUGAUUGACAACCUAAGUCCGACUCGGAAACCACUCAAAGGACGCAAGAGCCUACAUAUUGGAAGUGCCAGAGGCCUCCUUGGCAAACGUCCCACCGAGCUCGAUGACGAGGACGCAGAAGACAACGACGGUGUUAAGCGCCUCCGUGGUCACCAGGGCAGUCCCGUCAAGAACGUUAGACUGCAGAAGCCUACAAAAGCAGGCGGCAUAUCUGGUGAUAUCUCUGGAUUCCGUGGUAAGAUCGCUGCACCAGAUCAGCAUCACAGCCUUUCAUCACCCUUGAAGGCUACCCAAACGACCACCCCUCGUAGAAAGGCUCUUUCCGAUAUGAAAGCGAAUCAUACAGUGCAUGGAACAAGCAUUGAUUUGCCCGAGCAGCAGCUGUCAGAUGAAAAUGAUUGCGAAAAAAUUGACCUCCAAGAUUUCCUAAACAUGAUUUCUAUUCGCUUCAUGGAAUUACAAACGACAAAGCGACGGCACACCACUGCCCCAGGGACUCUACAAGAUGGCACCACCGUUACGGGCGAGGAUGACAUGUCAUUGGAACGUUGCGUGGUAGCGAGUGCCUGCACUGUACCAAUGCUCGAGCUUUAUCAACAUUCUUGCCGUGAGCUCAAGAAGUACAUAGCGGAAGGGCGGCGAAUGGUCAAAGAAAUCGAGGCAGACACCUUUGAAGACAACCCGCCGCUGUUCCAAGAGUAUAUAACUGCAGCACCAGACGUCAAGGCGUUGAUGGACAACCAGUUCAAAAACGUCAAGACACAUGCACGGCUUCUGAGCAAAGCUAUGUGGUACGAAUGGAGAACGAAGCUCCAGGAAGGACUCAGAGAGGGGCUUGUCAAAAUUUCCAGCGACAUGGCUGGAGAUUACAAAGCCCUACAAGAACAGAUGGACAUGUUGGAAUCGGUGUUACCUCAGCUCGCAAAAACUUUCGAGGGAUUGGAGGAGGAACGCGAGAAUCUGGAACAAGCUGCCCAAGAGAUUGCCGACUGCGAUCCCGAAGAGCUCGAUUCCACUCGUCAAGAACUGAUUUCCCUGAACGCCGAUAUCGAGGCGAAGAAGGAGCUCGUGGCCGAAUUACGGCUCCAAUUCCAAGCUGCUGAAGCGAGCAGUGAAUCGCUGUCCACCAAGAAGGCCAGCUGCUUGGCUGACAUAGCCCACUCUGAGAAGGUCAGGGAAAAUUGCCGUGGCUGGAGCAGCUCAGAGGUCAAUAGUAUCAAAGGGCGCGUGGAUGCACUCGAGAAAAAGCUUGGAUGGGCGGUGACUGGGGUCAACAAAACGACCCUGUCUAUGGCGUACAAGCGCGAGAUUGAGAUUGUCUUUGACGUCACCUCGUUUCGACCAGGCGGAGUCAAUUCGCAAAUUGACCUAUGGUAUAUUGCUGAUUGCCGAGAAAAAGACCCUCUGCCUCGAACUGUUGAGAAAGAUUUCUUCCUGCAGUGCAUCCGGGACUACAUCCGGGCACUGAAGCAGAGUACUACCAAAAUCCCAGAGCUGCUCAGUGUUGUCCAGCAGUCGUGGGAUAGAGCAACCAAGGUCGCGUCUCAGAUCCGGCGCGUGAAUUCUACAUUUCCAACGCAGGUUCGCAAGACGUCCGAUUCGAGCAUCGAGAUUGUGACAUCGUUAUUGGUAGUGCCUUUGCACACUAGAGUACAAGUCACUCUGGAACUACAGAACCACAACAUUACGAAAGCGCUGGAUAUGAAUAUAGCAUCGUCCGUGGCAGUUGUAUAUGGAGAGCAUUUCAAUACUUUGACUCGGUGCACUUUGAUCGCCCUCUUCAAACGGGCCGUUUGUUUGAACGAUCUGAUUCGCACUCGGAUCCGUGCCUUCUCAAUCCCGAUAUACCAAGGGACCCCUCCUCGAACACCACUUGACUGUGGUAUUCCAGUUUCUCUCCUCAAGCGAGGAGAAGAAAAAGAGCAGAGAAUGAACCAAAUAUACGGUUCCGCUCUGCAAGGACAUGGAGGGGCUGCAGCUUCAGCGGUACCAACAGGAGAGUUCACAAAUGGACACCCUCUGACCGCCUGGCGCGCCCCUCUCGAGGAAGACGAGGUUGAUGCGUACGAUCAUCUCAGCGCAUCCACUGACGAAGACAUCGAGAUGGACAUGGGUGGUCCCGACUACUUGACGUGGUCGGGAGCUGCAGGAGAACCCAUGACCCCUCCUCCGGGUCCUGCUACUCACCCAUACUGUAGCAUGGGAUCAUCGUCAUGGCAGGGCGGGCAGAUGCCUGCGGGCGCCCACUUUGCGCCUUCGCCAGCGAGCACGGAGACAUCGGCGGGCGGCACCCGACCUGCGCGCAGACACCGACGUCGUCUUGAGGGCGGCGUCGAAUCUGCUGUGCAUACCAAGCCGGCGCCGGGGGGUCUGGGACGGGUGUUGGAUCAGAAGAGGGCAGCUGGCCGUGUGCCUGACGCGGAUCGAGCGGCUCGAUCCAACGCCAGGAUUGAGGAAGCUGGGAGGCUGGUGGUAUCGGAUGAGGAGGAGAUGGACUGGAUCUCGGAUGAGGAGGAAAAGGAGGCUGCCCGCGACUGCUCGCAGGAGGUCGAUUCAGGUUCCGGUUUGGAGCCGGUCCGUGAAGGCGACCGAGCUGCGCCCACGCCAGCACACGUGCCAGCGGAGAUCGGGGCAACUAAACCUGGCUUGACGUCGUCUACGUCGAACUGCAUUCCGCCACCCGGCGACCCAAGCUCGGGGGAGUCUAAAAAAGACGGUCCCGGGGCCGCACAGUUGCAGCCAACGAAUGCUGACCUGGACUCGGCGACUGCUUCCUCGAGGGAGGCCCUGGACUGGCUCAAUCGAGUAGACUGGUCGGCCCAGUCCCGGGCAGCCCAGGCUCAGGCGAUCCAGGCCCAAAUGCACCAGUCCCAGGCAUAUGAGGACUUUCUCAGUGAACAGAACGACGAUGAUUCGGAUCUCUAG
This is a messenger RNA of Akanthomyces muscarius, 5268 nucleotides long. RefSeq lists its product as uncharacterized. Bases 1 to 5268 code for a protein of 1755 amino acids. The transcript has 7 exons. Gene Ontology annotation, biological process: mitotic spindle assembly checkpoint signaling; mitotic sister chromatid biorientation; protein localization to kinetochore. The record is from RefSeq and is a predicted model, not a curated record. Lineage: Eukaryota; Fungi; Ascomycota; Sordariomycetes; Hypocreales; Cordycipitaceae.